AUGGCUCGCACAAAGGGCGGCAGCGGUCAGGCUGGCGGCGCAAACGGCAACCGAGAUAUCAGAAGUUUCUUUGCAGCUCGAUCAGCUGCGAAGAAGGCUCAAGCUCCUCUAAGCUCUUCGCAAGCUGGCGGAGGCUCUACCGGAUCAUCCGCAUCCCCGUCGUCUACUCCAGGUGUCGAACUUCCCAAUGGUGGUGCACUGACUACCCACGUCCGAGAUGUGAAGGCGCCAUCGCCAAGGCAACCGCGAGGCAAGAGGAAACGGUCAUCCAUGGUACACGACGAGAACUCGAAACCAAACACCCAGAAUCUCGAUGGAUUAAGCGCAUCGCCUCCACAGCUGGCUGCAGUAGCAGCAACUAGCUUUACUACGUCAACCUCAUUGUCCGACCUGCGUACUACUCCAAGUCUACCUUCCUCUGCGCAGAAGCGUUUGCUCCGUACACCUGGUAGCAAAGGGUCGAGAACAAAGGCGCCUAACGGUGCUUUUGUCGGUUUAAAUAUGCCACCUUCUGGGCGUGCCACUGGCUCAGCACGGAAAGUUCGAUUCAGCUCCGCGCCCUCGACACCAGGCCGAGGUCAAUCCCCCGAAGCAGAGGAGACGACGCCAGUGCGACUUCUAUUCACUGGUGGGAAGAAGCCUGCGAGCGAGAGUCCGCCCGAGGCUCUGGCCACUGAUCUUCCCUCUUUAUCUGCCUUGAAGAAGAACAGACUACUCGACACGCCCAAGCGAGGACAGAAGGGGCAGGCGAAGGGCGAUGACACGCCCAGCAGUUUGCCGUCUUUACCCGACCUGGCCAGCUCCCCCAGCAUGCCUGCAUCCCCGUCAACAGCGAGGAAGCGUUCUGUUUUGACCAGAGAUGCGGUUAUCAAAGGCUCGGAUGAGGAAGACGACGAAGGCGACUUCUCUGACUGUUCUCUCCCGAGUCUCAAUAUGCUGGGCCCGAAGAGACAAGGAGCGGAUCCAUGCAGCACUCCAAGGGCGAAAAGGAGGGCGAUGAUGGUUCACAAGUCGCCGCUCACCAUACAGCCCAAACACAAGUUCGACUUCAAGACCCUGGAUGCGCACUCGAAGAGGCACGACGUCAAAUUUGACAGUCCCAAGAGACCUCAACAGGCCGAGCUGAAGGACGAGGUGAUGGCGGAUGCCAACCCCAGCAAGUCCCGCCACAAAUUGAUCGAGAUCGCCGGUGUCAAGUCCGAAGAGGAUGCAGAUAAGGCGAUGAGGGCCAUGGAGCGAACAAACACUUCUGGCCCGCAGACCAGGUGGUACUUCUUUAAGGAGGGAGAUGCGCCGCCUCCUCGGUCUUUUCCCAAGAAGACUGCAAAAGAGGCCUGGUCAUUCCUUGAAAAAGCCGGAACACGAGACAGACAUUUCCUGUCCGGCAUGCCUACUCGUCUUGCGGCUUCCAUAGCAUUGCCCGACGAGUUGUACCUAUGGAUCCUGAACAUGUCGAACGUUGAAAAGAUCGGCGUUCUGCGUGAGGAGUAUAGCAAACUUGCUGCCGCGAAUAAGAAACAGGUCAGGCGCCUCGUUACUCCUCAACAGCUCGCCGAGGUCUUUCGCCAACUGGGCGCUGCGGAUCAUGUAGGAGAUGAUACGCUGAAACCAGUUCGCGAGAUACGAGAUAUAUACGACGAUCGAGACUGGAAGCCGCUUCUGUCAUGUUUGAAAUGGCUUCGCAAGGUUGCUGAGUAUCUUCAACAAGAUGCGAUCACUUACGCAAUCAAGAUGCUGCUGCGCAUGGCAGCCGACAAGAUGGUCAUCGAGAACCCGGACGUGCUCAUGAUACAUCAGCAGGCGUUGGCGGCUUUGGUGAACAGAAUUCAAGACGGCGUAUGGAACGAAUACUGCACUGAGAUCUGCUCGUCUCUCUAUCAUGGAUUCGCUCAGGCCUCACUGCGGAUACUCCCGUUGAUGUGCAUGCCCGUCACCACGCCAAAAUUGCAUGAGCUACGGAGACGUCUGGCAAUUGCGUUCUUCCUCCGGGAUGCCGCACUAGCCAGCCGACACCCGGAUCAUGCCAUGUCUGUCCGUCUUAUCCUUGCCCGGGUGAAAGACAGCGACUUCCAGAUUAACAACAAGACCGACUACGCCGACCUCAAGGCGCAGGUCUUGCUUCUCGAUAUGGCCGUGGACGACGGCUCGUUCGUUCCGGAUGAGGAUGACAAGGAACACCAGAAGACGUUCAACGCCGAGGUUGACGACCUCGCGAGACGUCUCAAGGCCAUCUGGCGUGGUAUUAAUGAUACCGGCGCGGCCAACCUCACGCGCACAGAAGCGAAGAGCGUGCUGGAAUGGGUCGGACAACGUCUGUCGUACUCUGUGCGCACCCGGCCUCCCCCUACGCAGAGCAUUUUCGGUGACCAGGGGCCGUCGUCAGCUAAGAAGAGAAGACAGCAAGACUUUAUGAAGAAGUUCGUGCACGCCAGGAAAAGCAAGCCGGAGGCGGACGCCAUUAAGGAAGAGUCGUCUUCAGAUGCUAGCGAGGACUUUGUAACAGCGAUUGGUUAA
Colletotrichum karsti is the source of this 2514-nucleotide messenger RNA. RefSeq lists its product as uncharacterized. The transcript is spliced from 2 exons. Bases 1 to 2514 code for a protein of 837 amino acids. The record is from RefSeq and is a predicted model, not a curated record. NCBI's taxonomy places the organism in Eukaryota, Fungi, Ascomycota, Sordariomycetes, Glomerellales, Glomerellaceae.